Molecule: messenger RNA, 1758 nt
Organism: Diachasma alloeum
Lineage: Eukaryota; Metazoa; Arthropoda; Insecta; Hymenoptera; Braconidae
Product: flocculation protein FLO11-like
Exons: 4
Coding region: 1-1758 (585 amino acids)
Source: RefSeq, a predicted model, not a curated record
AUGGGUGACAAACGGGGUAAAACCCCUACAGAUCCUAAUCUCCCUCUUAAUGAGGAUGGGACUCCUAGAGAGCCCACUCUUUCAUCGACACGUGAGAUCCCUCAAGGUGGCGUAUCCACCUCCAGGGGUGCGACUUCGCAAACUUCCGGUACUGGUACUCCCAGCACGGAAAUCCCCAUACCUGGUGGCUCCAGAAAUGGUACUUCCGGAACGUUUGCUAGCAGAGUCGAUGCCACUAUCGAUCAAUCCGUCCAAACUGACGGCCAAGAUGGGAGUACCCUUGUUCCACCGAAUACGAGGAGAACCACUACCUCCACCAUGAAGCCUAAGGGUUCAUCACCGGAGGUCACCACCACUACUGGGGAAGAAUGCCUCCCCGUGGACUUCACGGAGAGCCCACCACCUUCACCACCCCCAGGCUUGGUGGCUAAAGACGAGCCGGUGCCCACCACCAGUCAGCAAGCGACGUUGAUGAACGCCCAAUUAGUUCUGGAGUAUAUCCUGUAUCAGGAGGGUAUCCCCGUCGAUGACCUCGAUGACUACUCCUCCGUCGAGACAUGUUUGGAAGCAGAGGACGGAGAUCCAGGUCGUCUAACUGGUUUACUUGAAUCAGAAAGAUCCCUACUACAUUCCUCCACGGGCGUAGAAGUACCCCAGGUCACUCCCAUCUGGAGUCCAGAGAGCAGUGUCGCCGAAUUCCUGGAACUCGACCACCAGGAGGAAUUCUCUUUGGCCGGUACAACCCCGGGACAAACCUCACCACCUCUGACUCCAUCUCGCCCUAACGUGGAGUCGCGUCUGCAGGAUCCGCUCCUCACGAACACGAGUGUGAGCGAGAAAACCCCUCCUGGUCAGCCCCCGAAAGCCAGGGAUGGCCAGGGAAACUCCGCCGGAGCUACCUUCGAUAUACCUCCGGCGGUCACAUCACUGUCAUCUCCGAUGAAGGGCCAGCAAAACAGCAACCCCUCCAGGCCACUUCGUCCACGCAGGGUAGCCCCCCGACAUCAGGAGAGAUCGGUGCGACCACUUCGACGGCCAUCGCUGCCAACACGUCACCAGCUGUUCCGAGUAGUCCCAGAGGACUCAGUACUCAGCAAACCCUCGACCAUCAAGAGGGGACUAGGCUCAAGCGCGUUAGUGGCCAACAAGGCAAGUCCCAAGGAGGAAAAAGGCUUAGGUCGCACACCCCUGAAGCCAACACCUGCAGCGGAAGACUUCAGACCCCAAGCCGCUCCAAAGACUCGCUCAGUCGGCCCAGCUUCAUCGAUGGGUGCUAUUCCCCGCCGUCCUCGCUCAGGCAGCCGCGGCCCCAGCCGAGAGUACCCCAGGGUCGGGGAACCUCGAGAGAGUCCUCGCGCGACAUCACCCCCGAAGGCAUCCCACGGGCGCUCUUGGGAUUAUUAUUCAUCCCCAUCUGAGGGCAUCGAGCGUCGAGUUGAAGGCUACGGAACUCCCUUCACCUCAGCAUCCACGGCACCGAAACCAGCGACCAUCACGUCCGGAGAGUAUUGGUCCAGCCGUGACCCCACCAGGAAUCCUCCGGAGGGAUCUACCCUCGGGUUCUUCUGGGAACCUUCCCAGCCAGAGGAGUCUCCUCGAUCGGCUGCCAGUUGUUGGAGUGCGUCCGCAGACGCCACUCGAGGUUACUACACCUCUCCGACUCCAGCAUCUCCAGCGCCACCAACGUCUUCGGCUCCUGUGCCACCGAUGACAUCAGCCCUACAGUGGUCACCGGAGACAAUCGCGGCCCUCCAGUAG